CCGACGCCGACCCUCAAGGCCUCAAGAGCCUGCCUUUGUUCAUGGACCCUGACCAGGCCGCAAAGCUCUCCAAAGAACGCGAGAAAUACAGGGAAGGUCUGGCCCGCGCCCUCACCGAGGAUGCCGAUCCGCUUGCGGCAUACAUCGAAUUCGUGAAGUGGACUGUCGACGCGUACAAAGGCCACCUCGCGCUCUCCGGCCUCCUUGAACUUCUAGAUGAGGCGACACGUUACUUCGUCGACGAUGCCGCAUACAAGGCCGACCUCCGGUAUCUGAAGCUUUGGCUGCUCUACGCCAAACAUGUCGAAGAUCCGACCGUGAUCUACGCAUUCGUACUGUCCCGGGACAUCGGCAGGAUCUAUGCGCAAACGUAUCAAGAGUAUGCAUUGGCACUCCAUACCCGAGGAAAGUGGGACGACGCAGAGAAGAUAUUCCAGCAAGGCAUCAAGCGGCGCGCGAGACCACUGGACCCUCUCAAGCGAUGCUACGAGGAAUUCAAAGCACGCACACUGGCCCCUCCCCGGAAACCAUCCACCGAGACCAUCUGGGUGCAAGCCCCCGCUGAGACUCAGGCUCUUCGCCGGAAUCCGCUGAAGAACCAUCCAGCAGCGUCCUCUUCCGCCCCGGGGCCGUCCAAGAAAGCCUCCUCAAACCGCCUGCCCCCGGUCCGUCCACCCCCUGCGCAGCCUCAGCAGCAGUUUUCUCCAGACAACCCCUACGGUGCUAUGCUUGCACCACCCGCGCCGGGAAAGCGGCCAGAGAAGCUGCGGUUCAAUCUCUCAUUGCUGUUCACCGAAGAGGGCACAGAGUACAGCACGCAGGAGGCGCGCGCCCGCUCCAUGGGUCUCCUGGGGAAGAAAUGGGGCCCGCCCCCAGAGGCUACACGGCCUCGCGUCGCAUUCUCUGGCGCAGACGACGGCAAGGCGGGCACAACGAAGACGAUGUCGCGACAGUUUGCGGCAGGUGCAGAACCGACAGUCACGCUUGCAACGAAGGAGGCGCUCGCAGACGUCUUCGGAAUGUUCAACUCGCCUGAGAAAUCGUUGCGCUUCGGUGUCGUGGGCACUAAGCAUGCGCCGGUCAGGAGAAUCGAGCCUGUCACCCCGAUGCCUAUGCUACCACUCGCCCGGGCUCUCAGCAAUGAGAAUGCGAAUGCGGAUGUGGCAUCGAAGACCCCCACUUUCAGACCAUUUGUUGACGAGAAUGCGCGAAGGGAAAAUCAGACUCCUGGACCUACACCAAGGAUUCAACCUUUCGUCGACCCAGAGAACGCGGCCAAGCCAACAUUUACACUAAAUCCGAAUCGGCCUGCACUCUCCCUCAAGGAAGCUGCCGCAUCAUCAUCCGCCACCCAAGACGAAAACGCUCGCAGUCUCAAGAAGCUUGUCAUCCAUACUGAUAGUGACGAGUCAAAGCCACCCCCGGUCUUCUCCUUAACCCCCGCUUCCGCAACGUUCCAGCGUCCGCAAGGUCGUUGGGACAUCUUCACAGACGACGCAACAAAGGCCGGGAACGAGAAUAUAUUGCGUCCCGCUAGUGCGGGUGCGUCGAAGUUCAUGCCGUUCAGCGAUGAGAACGCACCAAGGGUUUUCAGCCGCCCGGUGCCCAAGUCCGAGAACGCACCCGCACCCGCGCCCGCACCUACGUUCACACCGUUCGUCGACAAGACGGCGCCGCCGAGACAACCACUGUCGUCGUCUGCGUCCGGUCGCGCCGUGCUGGGCGAGCGCACGCCUCUUUCUGUCUUCGCGCCACCGCUACCGCCGCCUGUUGAGGCAGCGCCCGGAGAUGAGACCGUCCUGGAAGACGAGGGAGAGUAUAAUCAGAAGACAAUCCGACCAGAGACGCCCACGACCGAGUCCGAGAGCGACGCCAGCGCGCGCGAGCGGUUCCUGCUCGAGCACCAGCACUCGCGCGACCCACUGACGAGCGAGAGCUCCGAGGACGCGGACGACGACCGCUUCGAGGGCGAGAGCUACGCGUACGAUGCGGACGCGCCCGUUCCGAUCGAGGGCGAGGGCGAAGGCGGCUACGAGAGCAUGUUUGACGACUACGAUGGGGAGGGGGCCGACGGGUACCGCCCGCCGCUGGGCGGUCGCUUCGGCCAGUUCGACGUGAUGACCCCGAUCACGGAGCGCACGGCGGAGUACACGAUGAGCACCCGGGGCGGGACCCCACAUGGGCUUAUGGUGCAUCGCGACGCGGUCGAGGCGGCGGUGCAGCUGGCUGCGGAACUUCAGGACGAUGUAGAUGAUGAUGAAGAGGACGACGGUGGGAUCGAAGAGCGCACGGGCACGCUGAGCCUCGUCGACGCGCUGGGCGUCGCGUCGUCGUUCAAGCCGCCGAACCCGUGCAACCCGUUCGACCCGCCGAUCGUGUCGACCCUGCUGCGUCUCAUCCCGCUCGACUCUGGGUUCCACGACCUGCGCCUGGUGGAGUCGCAGCAGCUCGACACGCUUCAGAAGUUCGCGAAGAAGAAGACCCGGCGCGCGAGCGGGAACUCCACGUCAAGUCGCGCGGUGCAGGACGCGGAUACGGUCGAGGUGCAGCUCGAGAGCCGGCACUUCGCCGUCGUUGACAAGCUCGGCGAGGGCGGGUUCGGGGCUGUCUUCGAAGCGAUCGAUUUGGACAUGCAGCGGAAGGCAAACGAGUCUGACGAGUCCGACGACGACGAAGAUGACGAGGAGAACGAGCACAAGAACCGUGUCGCGCUCAAGGUCGUCAAGCCCCGCAACCUCUGGGAGUUCCACGUCCUCCGGCGGAUCCACACCACGCUCCCCGCGCCCCUCCGCCGCUCCAUCAUCGCGCCCGAGGCGCUGUACGCGUACAAAGACGAGUCCUUCCUCGUGCUCGAGCUCUGCAAGCAGGGCACGCUCCUCGACAUCGUGAACCGCGCGCCCGCGGCGGGCAUCAGCCAGCAGGGCGCGUGCCUCGACGAGCUGCUCGUCAUGUUCUUCGCGAUCGAGCUCCUCCGGCUGCUCGAGGGUCUCCACCGCGCGGGCUUCAUCCACGGCGACGUCAAGAUCGACAACUGCCUGCUGCGCCUCGAGGACGUGCCCGGGCCCGCGAGCGCGUGGGACGGCGCGUACCAGCCGUCUGGGGCGCGCGGCUGGGCGCACAAGGGGAUCAAGCUCAUCGACUUCGGGCGCACGGUCGACACCCGCCUCUUCCCCGCUGGGCAGCGCUACGUCGCGGAGUGGCCGACCGACGCGCGCGACUGCUUCGAGGCGCGUGAGGGCCGCCCGUGGACGUUCCAGACGGACUACUUCGGCCUCGCCGGGAUCGUCUACUGCCUCCUGUACGGCAAGUACAUCGAGGCUGCGUCCGUCGUGCCCGCGCCCGCGGAGGACGGCGACGGCCCGGUGCGUUAUAAGCUCGCAACUCCAUUCAAGCGGUACUGGCAGGGCGAGCUGUGGACGCGGCUGUUUGACCUGCUGUUGAACCCGACGCUCGUUCGCGAGGACGGGAAGCUGCCGGUCAGCGACGAGCUCGGCGCGCUGCGUGGGGAGAUGGAGGUGUGGCUGCAGGCUAACUGCAACCGGGCGAGCAUCAGCCUCAAGGGUCUUCUUAAGAAGGUCCGCCUCGCCAUUCUCGGCGGGAAAGACGUGCGGUAACGGCCGUGCUUGUGCUUCUCGCCCUUCUCCGACUCUCAAGGUACACUACCUGUACAAUACCCAAUAUGUACGCUCUCCACGACUGCACGACACCAUAGAGCCCCCUUAUCCCAUUCGCCGGCGAA
Trametes versicolor FP-101664 SS1 is the source of this 3739-nucleotide messenger RNA. RefSeq lists its product as uncharacterized. The record is from RefSeq and is a predicted model, not a curated record. NCBI's taxonomy places the organism in Eukaryota, Fungi, Basidiomycota, Agaricomycetes, Polyporales, Polyporaceae. Gene Ontology annotation, biological process: meiotic sister chromatid cohesion, centromeric; mitotic spindle assembly checkpoint signaling; protein phosphorylation. The transcript has 4 exons. Gene Ontology annotation, molecular function: protein kinase activity; ATP binding. Bases 42 to 3614 code for a protein of 1190 amino acids.